UCUCUCUCAUCCCCUUCCCUUUUCUCCCUUUCGUCUCUUCCCUCUGCGUCUAUUCUCGUUCCUCCUUGCACGCUCACACUCCAGACCAAUUAUGGAACCCCGACGCCUGUCGAGUAAGCCGCAGAGCAAGAGCAGAAAGAAGGUGCGGAACGAGAUGGCGGGGGCUGCCGUGCACGACGACGGGGGCGAGGAAGACGAGGAGGUGGCUCCCGGGGGAGAAGCGGCGGAGAAGGACAAGAAGCGGAGGCCCUCCUCGUCCGUGGCGACGAAGAGGGGAUCGAGUAGCGGCAGCGGCGGAGGCGUGUCGCCGCCGUGCUGCCAGGCCGAGAAGUGCGCCGCGGACCUGGCGGAGGCGAAGCGGUACCACCGGCGGCAUAGAGUCUGCGAGGCGCACUCCAAGGCCGCCGUCGUCAUCGUCGCCGGUCUGCGGCAGAGGUUCUGUCAGCAAUGUAGCAGAUUCCAUGAGGUAUCGGAGUUCGACGACUCCAAGAGGAGCUGUCGUAGGCGUUUGGCUGGCCACAACGAGCGCCGGAGAAAGAGUUCUUCCGACAGCCAGGGAGACGGCUUGAGCCGCUUCAGGCAGCCAGACGAAGAUGGGAGGAUGCAGAUGAGUGACUCGGGCAAUUCCACGCACAAGCAUUUCCAGAUCAAAUGAGAUGUCGUGCUUCCCAUGAAAGCAUGCUCUCUCUCUUCUGUCAUGCUAUAUGGGUCAGACGUGGCCUAUCGGUCACUUUCUAUGUGGCAUGGAAAUCUAGCAACUGUGCAGCUAUCAUCUGCUUGUUGCGAUAUCAUUAUGGAUUAACUUUGUUGAAGUGUGUUUAUUUUCACUUCUCAUUUGUAUUUUAAUCCUUGAAGAGUUCAUCUUAA
This is a messenger RNA of Musa acuminata subsp. malaccensis (wild Malaysian banana), 867 nucleotides long. Its product is annotated as squamosa promoter-binding protein 1-like. NCBI's taxonomy places the organism in Eukaryota, Viridiplantae, Streptophyta, Magnoliopsida, Zingiberales, Musaceae. The record is from RefSeq and is a predicted model, not a curated record. Gene Ontology annotation, molecular function: DNA binding. Gene Ontology annotation, cellular component: nucleus.